This is a messenger RNA of Stomoxys calcitrans (stable fly), 5868 nucleotides long. It is a transcript of the gene sti, whose product is annotated as citron rho-interacting kinase. Gene Ontology annotation, biological process: actomyosin structure organization; peptidyl-threonine phosphorylation. The transcript is spliced from 7 exons. NCBI's taxonomy places the organism in Eukaryota, Metazoa, Arthropoda, Insecta, Diptera, Muscidae. Bases 76 to 5658 code for a protein of 1860 amino acids. Gene Ontology annotation, cellular component: cytoplasm; actin cytoskeleton. The record is from RefSeq and is a predicted model, not a curated record. Gene Ontology annotation, molecular function: protein serine/threonine kinase activity; ATP binding.
CCUGUUCGAUGGCGGUGAAAUAUAAUAUUCAUAUUUUCAUUUACUGGUAGUGAUUGAAGUUUUUAAACAGCAAAGAUGACUGCGAAUUCCGAUGCAAUCGCCGUCAGAAUCACUCGCUUAAACAAUGCACUAUUGGGUGGACGUGCCUAUGGUGUCAGCUCUGCGUUGUCGGAAUCUGUUAACCGAGAGGGGCUUUUGGAUGCGCUUUGCUUGCUUUAUAAUGAGUGCGAUAAAGAGGCCCUACGCAAGCGUGAUAAAAACAUUGCUGAGUUUGUAAACAAAUACAGGAGUGUUGUGGAAGAAACUCAGAACUUAAGAGUGAAUGUCAAGGACUUUAGCGUACGUACUUUAAUUGGCAAAGGUUAUUUUGGAAAUGUCUAUUUGGUAAUGGAAAAGCAGACAUGUGACAUGUAUGCAAUGAAAAAGAUAAGAAAGUCAGUACUGACCACUUCGCAAAUUCGAGAGGAACGUGACAUCAUGUCAAAGAGGUGUUCGGAAUGGAUAACAAAUUUGCAAUACGCUUUUCAAGACCAUGAACACUUGUAUUUGGUGAUGGAGUAUCUACCUGGCGGUGAUCUACUAAGUUUGAUGUCUCGCCACGGACCAUUUGAUGAGCAGUUGUCAAAAUUUUAUCUAGCUGAGCUAACAUUAGCAAUAAAUGCUUUGCACACUAUGGGAUAUGUGCAUCGUGACAUUAAGCCAGAAAAUAUUUUAAUCGAUCGCUUUGGGCACAUUAAGCUCGGUGAUUUUGGGAAUGCUGCUGCCUUAGAUCGCGAUGGUCACGUUUUCAGUCUUUCUCCGGUCGGCACACCUGACUAUAUAGCUCCAGAACUUCUGCAGACAAUUUCAACUUACAAGCUGUCAAAAAAUAUGCAUGAUGUCAGUUGCGAUUUUUGGUCUAUGGGUAUUAUUGGAUACGAACUGAUUUGUGAGGUGACGCCAUUUCACGAAGAUAAUGUUCACGAAACAUACUCUAAAAUAUUAAGCCACUGCGAAGAAAGUCGUGUGAAGGAAAUUAUAGCAUUCCCCAGUGAAAUAAAAUUAUCCGUUAAUUAUAGGAAUCUUAUUGAGUCCUUGGUGACAAGUCCCUCGAAACGUUUAAAUUACGAGGGAAUACGAAAACAUCCAUUUUUCGAAAAUACUAAGUGGGAUUCCUUGCGAUGUGAAGUUCCGCCUAUAAUACCGACAUUACAGAGCGACGAUGAUACGUCAAAUUUUGAGGAUGUUCAGCGAAAAAAGACUAAAGUUAUCGACCAAAAUGCGAAAAAGAAUUUAAAAUCCACUUUAAAUUCCAGUGAGUUUUGUGGCAAAGAUUUGCCAUUCAUUGGUUACAGCUUUGUUCACAUGGAUCUUCAAAAAACUGAACAUGGUGCCUUGGAGGAUGCAAGAUACGCCAAAUUAAAUAACAAAUUGAAGGAAGAACAAGCUAAGCAUAGAGAACGUUUAAACGAAAUUACAAAACUUAAACAAGAAAUUUUAAGAGCCGAACUUAAAGCCAAACAAUCGAAUACGCAAUCGCGAGCCUUGGACGAUGCCAAAGAAGAAAUAAUAAAAAUGAAAAAUAUUAUCAAAGAAAAAAACAACGAAUUAGCAAACUGGCGUACCCAAAUCAAAACACUGCAAAGUUCAUUGAAAAUUGAACAGGAAAUGUGGGAAAAAAAGGAAACAACUAUUACGGAGCUUUUGCGUUUGAAUCGUCAAAAGUAUGAUGAAGCGAAGACUGCUUCAGAUGCCGCAUACGAAAAGCGUAUAAUGGAGAAGAAAAUGGAAAUUGCGGCCAUUAACACAAAAUUGGACGAGCGUGAGGCUGAACUUGCAGCAAAAAUUGAAGAAUGCACCCAUUUGCACGAGAAGAUGGACAACUAUAAAGAAAUGUUGAGGCAACACAAAGAGCAGGCUCAAAAAGACCGCGAAGAAUACGAAAAAAAUAAGUCCAGCCUAUCUGACUUAUACGAGCAGAAACUAGCCGAAUUAAGAGCGAAAUUACGUCACGAAAAAGACCAUAAAUCACGUUUAACCAUGGAGUUACGUGACGUUCGUACUGAACUUGAUGAUACCCUUAUUAGUACACGAUCGUCCGAGGAAGCCAAAUUAGCAAGUGCAAAAACUAACGAUGACAUACUUCGGCGUUUAAAUAAGGAAAUUGAAGCCAAUAAUGAACUACACAAACUAAAUUCUGAGUUUCAGUAUAAGCUCUCCGAAUUCCAAAAAAAUAUUGAGCAACUUCAGCAAGAAAAUACUCGUUUGGAAAGAGAAUUGCAGGUUGCUGAAUGCGGAAAAAAUCUUGCAAAAAGUGAAUUAGCAGCAGAAGCUUCGCCGUUUGAAACGGCUCCUGGAUCGCUCUCGGACAUUCGUAUGAUUGAAGAGCAGCUAAGAGUUGAUUUGGAAGUUGCAAAGGAAAACGAAAACACGCAAAAAGUUCGCGCAGACAAUCUGCAGGAAAUUGUAAAAAAAUUGGAAGAAAUGCUUGAGAGAUUUAAUGAGCAGAGUCUUUCGCCAACAAAGCCAAUGCCAGCUCCUAGAACGGGCAAUACUCAUUUGGCAGCUGGCGAUGUAUUAGAGAAGCAGAAUGAAAGACUAGAAGAUAAAUUGGCUGCGGUUAGAGAACAAAUGAUUGUAGAGCGACAAUCAGCACGCUCGGCUAAUUUAGCUCUUUGGAAGGUAGAAAAACAGUUGGAGGAGGUUAUUUCAGAAAAGAAAAUGACACAAAGGCGAAUGGAACUUACUGAAGACCGAAUAAAAAAAAUUCAGGCAGAACGCGACGAUGCAAAACGUUUACAGAAACUCUCGGAAGAAGCCAUAAUCCAGCGCGAGGAGCGAAUUGAGGAACUUAAACAAGAAAUCACAAAUCUGAAAGCCGAAGUGCUUAAGGAACAUCGUAUGUGGGAGACGGCUGAACAAGAACGUAUGGAGUGUAAAUCGGAGAUAAUAGAUCACAUUUCUCAUUCAAAACAAUUGGAAGAGCGCCUAUUGGAAGCUAAGCAAAAACUUCAACAAUGUCAACAAAAGUGUGAUAAGUUAUAUUUGGAGAACGCGCGCCUGAUUAAGGACAUAAACGAAGAGAAGGAACAUUACUCUGUAGCUCAAGACCUGUUAUCGGCCAAACAAAUUGAACUAAAGAGUCUGAGGGAGAACUAUGAAAGGCUCAAGUAUGCGUGUACAGUAACCGACAACCAGUUGAGCGAGGUUGAAGUAAUGCUGGAAAAAGAGCAGAAGUGCAACAAAGGCCUUCAGGAAAAAUUAGAAAAAUUACAUUCACAGUUUAGGGAAAAGGAAGAAAAAGAAUUCGACAUCAAAAAAAAGUUGAAAAGUGAACAAAUAUUAAAACAAUCAGCGGAGUCAAAAAUAUCGGCCUUGUCUAAAGAAAUAGAGGAGCAGCGCACAUAUGUUGAGGAAAUGCAAACAAAAAUAAGUAACCAGCAGCAACAUUUAAUGGAGCAAACAGCAGCUCUAUUUACGGCGCAGGAAAAGGUUGAAGUUCUUCAGAACGAGAACCAGAGUGUUCAAACACUCAAUGAUAAUCUGGGAAGUGAGUUAUUGCUAUUAAAAGAGGAGAAUGCCCGCAUACUUUCCGAUCUCUUCCAUGCCAAAGAGGAAGGACAAAGUUUACAGGAACGUCUUAAUGAAGAGUUGGAUUUAAAAUCGGAGCUGCAGGGUGAAAAUCAAGACUUGAAAAAGAUUUUGGAAGAGAAGGAAAAUUUCUAUCUGCAGCGCGAUAUUAAAUCAGAAGCUACACUGGCGCAGCACAAAAAGUUAAUAGAUUAUUUGCAGCUAAAAGUUGAGGAUUUAACUCAGAAGAAAAAGAAAACCUUGGCGGAUAAAAUUUUUGGUCAUCAUUCUUCGGCUGUGACAAAUAAAAAGGAGAACCUAAAUCCGUAUAACAUAGAAAACUCUAUAUUGUACCGGACGUUGCAAGAAGAACUUAAACGAGAAAGAUUGCGUUGCAAAGUGUUGCAAGAGCAGUUAGACAAAUGCCAAGAACAAGGUGCGUCAACGUUAAGGUCUCCUUUAAAGGGAAGAGAGAAUACAAACACUAUCCCAAUAGCGCAGAGUUCUCCAAGUAAAAAGCAAAAUUCACCUCAAAUCAAUAUGGAAUGUAAGGAUUCUACGUUGUCGGACUGUAACAAAAAUAAAAAUAUAACUUCAACCGCAGCAAUGUCAAAACACAUACAGUCCCAUCAUCGUUUUGAAUUAUCAUUGCAAGAGUCUUCUAUUGGUGCGAGCUCUUGUGUAGCUUGUAAAAAUCCAAUAGUUGCAGGAGCCCCAUAUUGGAAAUGUAGAGAAUGCAAAGAUGCUGCCCAUCGCAAGUGCCGCGGAGAUGUGAAAGAAGCUUGUGGAGGCAUUGGCUCGAUACUAUCAAAUGAAGGAAAUGAGAUCACAUCCCUUAAAUCCCUUAAAUCCCUUGGAUCAGAACCAUCAGCUCCAAAAGAAACAGACACGGAGGCGGAUUCUGUAAGCAAAUAUUCGUACGAAGGCAAAAUAGAUGAACCAGAUGGCGGCACAACUGAAUCCUUUUUGACGCAUAAUAAAACAAUCGUUUACACAACGCCAACUAGCCAAAAUACCCCAUCACUUGAAGUUGCAUGUGCUUAUGAAAUAGAGGAAAAUAAAAUUCUGUUGUUGGGCUGCAAUAACGGUCUCUACGCUCUGCACAUUGAAUCAAAUAAUCUAGUUCACAUUGCUGGUAUUGAAGGAGUUAUCUGUAUAGCGAUAUCGCAACCAUUGGCCAAGGCAAUAAUGGUUGGACGCCUGGGAGAGUCUUUGUACCAAUGCGAUUUAAGACAUUUGCAAUCUCGCUGUCAUUCAAGCGCUUGUUUGAAACCAGUAUUAGAGGCAUCUGUUCUGGAAUUACCAUUUGCGAACCGAGCAUCAACAGAGAAAUGGCAAUUAGUACAGAUAUCGGAAGAAAGCGAAAAACCUUUAGAUACAGUAGCUAUAGCGGCUACCUCGAGCCGCAUUGUCAUUCUGAAGUACGAUGCCAAACAACAGAAAUUCAAACCUGUUAGAGCACUUGAUACUGCAACAUCCGUCUCAUCUAUACUUUUCACUCGUCAUUCAGCAAUUGUAACAUCUGACAAAUUUUUCGAAAUCGAUUUGUCUACAUAUGGUGCCGAAGAAUUUGUUGAUCUGUCGGACAAAACCCUCUCUCACACUUAUAACUACACACCAGUUAGUGCGUUACGUAUUGCGAAACAUGAAUUUCUUUUAUGUUUCAUGGAAAUUGGAGUCUUUGUUGACGAAUACGGAUGCCGCUCACGACCCUACGACAUCAAUUGGGAAUAUACUCCUUGUGGAUUUCUCUAUAGAGCUCCUUUUCUUUACAUUGCUCAUUUCCAGUCAAUACAAAUUAUACGUCUACAUCGCUCCUAUAGUCAAGAGUUGAGGUCAAAUGCACCAAAGAAUUGUAAUACAGAUGUUGAAGACAGCUGCACUCCAGAUUUUAAACGAUCAUAUUUGCCUUUCUAUAUGCCAACCCUAUUGACUGAUAGCGGCCGAUAUAAUGCUUUCGUCCUUGCCAUUCAAAAAGCAACGGGAAUACAAGAUAUUCACUUUCUAGAUGCUAUGCAAAUCUUCCGCCAAGAACACAGUGAUUCCUUGGAAACGCUUUCUUCUGUUGGCACUUCCAUCACAUUGGGUUCGUUGUCCACUAAUAAUUAACCAUGCUACUUUUGUUUUUCAUGUCCAUUUAUGGAUUACAUGUCUGUGUAUUGUAAUCCCAUAUAUGUUUCUGUAAUUUUUAUUAUUUUAUUUCAUUCACGAUUAAAUGUACAAUUAUUUAAUAAAAAGAGUGCCCUAAGAACAGAGUAGAGGAGGGUGGAGGAGUAAAAACUAACGUUGUUUUGAAGAAAUUAGCAUUACUCCAACAUA